AUGGCUUCAACUUCAAGCAAUAUAACAAUUAUAGAAUUAUUAUCUUACGAAAAUCCUGUGUUACGCGCAUAUAUAUUUUAUACUUGUUUGUUGGUGCUUAAAAUUUUGGCAAUGUUAUUUUUAAUAGUUCCAAAACGUUUCCAAAAAAAAAUUUUUAUUAGUCCUGAAGAUACAGUUUUGCGAAAAGGGAGUGUAGCAGAUACAACGGAUCCCGAUAUAGAACGAUGUCGACGAGCUCAUUUAAAUGAUUUAGAAAGUAUUCCAGCAUUUUUAUUCGUAGCAUUUUUUUAUGUUUUAACAAAUCCAAUGGAAUUUCUUGCGAUAAACUUAUUUCGUUUGUUCACAUUGGCACGAUUCAUUCAUACAUUUGUUUACGCUGUAAUUGUUAUUCCACAGCCGACAAGGGCUAUAGUUUGGGGGAUUGGAUAUAUAAUUACGAUUUAUAUAGCAGUUGCAACAGCUAUUCAUUUUAUAUAA
This is a messenger RNA of Chrysoperla carnea, 477 nucleotides long. RefSeq names its product microsomal glutathione S-transferase 1-like. Lineage: Eukaryota; Metazoa; Arthropoda; Insecta; Neuroptera; Chrysopidae. The transcript has 3 exons. Gene Ontology annotation, cellular component: membrane. The coding region runs from base 1 to 477 and encodes 158 amino acids. The record is from RefSeq and is a predicted model, not a curated record.